Stegodyphus dumicola is the source of this 6569-nucleotide messenger RNA. RefSeq lists its product as uncharacterized. The record is from RefSeq and is a predicted model, not a curated record. NCBI's taxonomy places the organism in Eukaryota, Metazoa, Arthropoda, Arachnida, Araneae, Eresidae.
CGCGGCUGCAGCUUUUCUGCAUACUCGUUUGUCCACUUUAACGUGAUGCAGUUUUAAGAACGUCUACUCGUAUAUUUAUGCAUUCCUGCAUCUGCUGUUAAGUUUGCGACAUUAUUUAAUUUCUCGAAAUGGCCGAAAAGUGUAGCGAGAGUUUUAUUAGUGCAAUGGAGAGUAGCGAUGAUGACUUCCAGUUUGAAAUGAAUGAUGAUAGUGCGAGUAGUGAUGACGGUACAGAGUCCAGCUAUGAAAGUGAUACCGCUGAUCGCGAUACAGUUCUUCCUAAACGGAGAAAGAUAAUGAAAAUCGAGAAUUUUUCUGAGGAUGAUGAAAGUGAAAAAGAAUGGCAUUCAGAAGAAAUAGAGAGCGUAAGUGGUAAAUGGGAGGAGGUUGCAGAUGAUGAUGAUGUACCCUUCAUGAUCUAUUUUACGACUUUUCCACGAACACCUGGACCGCAGAUUUCAGAGAAUUUAACAGAACCGAUAGACUUUUUCAAGUUAUAUUUUACUGAUGUGUUAAUAGACGGUAUAGUUAAAGAGACUAAUGAAUAUGCAAAGAGAAAGAUAGGACAAAAGCAUCUAUCUAAGAGAUCAAUUUGGCAUUCGUGGGAAGAUGUGACACAUGAAGAAUUUUUAGCGUUCCUUGGUGUUAUUCUGAACAUGGGAACAAUGCCGCUGGCUGAUAUACAGGAAUAUUGGUCAACCAACUACACCAGCAGAAUUCCAUUUUUUUCUGAUGUUUUUACUAGAGGCAGAUUUCAGCAGAUAUUUUGGAUGUUGCAUUUAAAAACCGAAAAUAUCGAAGGUAGAAAUAUAACGAAUCCUGUUCAGAAAUGUAAUAGUUUUCUGCAAUACAUAGACUCAAAAUUUAUGGAACACUUUAUGCCUGGUAAAGAUAUUUGCGUCAACGAAGCCGUGAUAAAAUGUACAGGAAAAAUGACCUUUAUGCCACAUAACCCAAACAAACCUACUAAUCGUGGUAUGAGAAUUUUUGUGGUGACUGAUGCAGAAACAGGAUAUGUUUAUUCCAUUUUACCCUAUUAUGGCAGUGUAACAACUGAGGAUAAUAUCAAACCAGAACUUCCAGUCAGUUCUCGAAUUCCUUUGCAUUUUAUUAAAAAAUUACUGGAUAACAAUUCAAAUGCUGAAGGUUAUCACUUAUAUACUGAUAAAUACUUUACAAGUAUACCUCUUGCAGAAGAACUCUUGAAAAUGAAAUGCCAUCUGACUGGUACAAUAAAAACAAACAGGCGGUAUUUACCAUCAACAAUUAAAGAGCCUAAAUUUUCUGAAAACAAUAUGGUAGCAUAUAGGAGAAAUAAUAUGUUAUUACUUGCCUGGAAGGAGAAAGAAAUCGUGACUCUUCUUACUACUUGCGGUUCAGCUGAAAUGAAGACCAUCAAAAAGAAGGUACGAGGUGGGACAAUAUGUAUGCAGAAGCCCCAAGUAGUAAUAAAUUACACAGCAAAAAUGCGAGCCGUUGAUCGCAUCGGCCAGUAUGCAGCAACCUACUGUUUUUUGAGAAAAUCUUUGAAAUACUGGAGAAAAUUUUUCUUCUGGGGUGUGAAUAUGUGCGCAUUUAAUUCAUACAUAUUAUACAAAACGACCAAAGCAAAGAGCAAGGAAAAACCAUUAACACAUUUGAAAUUCGUUAAAUUACUAGUUCACAAUCUGGUAUAUAAUUUUCGGCGAGAUAACACAUUUCGCACGCGCUCUUUGACUUCACAUAUAGAAGAAGGAUCAGAAGAAAGGUUAAAUAAUAAGCUGCAUAUAAUUCGAUGGGGACCAAAAAAAAAGGACUGUGCGGUGUGUUCCAACAGGAAAAUCCAAGGCGGAAGGCGAGAAGUACGUACCUAUUGCGAUACUUGCACUCGAAAACCAGGUCUUCACAUUGGAGAUUGCUUCGAAAAAUACCAUACCUUACAAGAUUAUAAAAAUUAAAAGAAGAAUUCCAGUUCUUAACAUUCGGAUGGAAGCGUCACCUUGUCCUCGUGGUAAACAUCAUCCAUGUGCAUUUUCCUGGCCGACGGAGAACAUUGAUGUGUGAUGUGUUUGUAUUCCUUUUCGUUUUGGACUUUCACUUGCGAGAGGCAUGUCGAAGACUGGGUGUGCUGCAACCGAAGUUCCUAAGUGCAAAAAAACUGUGUGUAUAUUAAAUAUUCUAUGAAUAUUCAGUGAUGCCUGGACUAUACGUUGAAUAUUGCUGGACAUUCUGCAGGAGUUGCGUAUGUUAAAAUGUACAUUUGUUUACCUGAACUUUCUUUACUCUUUCAAAUGUAACAAAUCACAUCUCGUAUAAUAAAAUUUCAUUACCACGUUAGAGAUUGUUCUGUUCAAAGAAGCAGCUUGAAAUCGAAGUUUCUGUGCUGGAUUGAUGGUAAAAUAGUUUUUAACGCACAUCAUAAAGAGUUUAUGCUCGUACAUGUAAAUAUGAACAAUUAAAUAGAAAUGUAACAAACCUGAGACUUCAAAAAAUGACGCAAAAUCAAAUGACUAACUCAAAUAUUUAGAUAUAUUAUGAAUUAUCUCGAUCUUUGUGGAAUAUGUUUGAAGUUAGAAGCUGCCAUAAAUGGUUACCAAAUGUAAUGAACUUUCUCAUGUUGACCACUUCCCUAAUAUGACUACCCCUGAAAGUGACCAGUAUUUCUUUUUGUAUUCAAUGUGAUCUCUCUACAGUCCCCUCCAGAAGACCUAAACUAUUGGGACCAUUGAUGAUCGAUCAUCUUAAAGAAGGUUCAUUGUAUAUUUGUUUUAGAGAUGCCUCAACAGGCGUUCCCGGAUCCAGCUGACUCCUGCACCUCACCAUCUUCUGCAGCCAGAGAGAACUGCGUGCCUGGAAUGGUCCUGUCCUCAUCGCAUCCGAAGAUGACCGAAGAGAGGUCCUGACCCCCCGUGGAAAAUGGGCGAGAACUGAAGAAGAUGACGCAUCAGGACUCUUGUUGUUGGCCACUGUCGACCUCGUCUAACUCGUAUGCCCUAAUUCCUCACCUGCACACACCUUUGCUUAGAUGCACAGUUAUAUGCAAAUGACUCAUCUUCUGGAGAAGCAAUUCAUUUUCCACCCAUUCGGCAGCAAAUGCGCUGUUGAAUUUCCUCUAUUGUUCUCGAGGAAAACGCGGAUUUCAGUGUGACCUUGAAACCUUUAACUGUUCUUUACUCUUGAUGGUUAUUUUUGGAACUGAACUUUUUUUUUUUUUUUGUUUGUUUUGUUUUUUGUAACAGCAUAGUUUACUUAUUUCCUCCUCUCUAGUCGAACUUCAUACUUCUUUUUUCAAUUACUUUACUUCGCACAUUUUAAUCAAGAAGAAUUUAAACAAACUUCCGCAGUGAUUCUGUUAGCUGGAUUUUCUGUUUUUGCCAAAUAAGAUUGGUAAAAUUUUUAACCUUUGUGACGCCAUGAAAUUCUGGAACCGGACAUAUAUUUCUCAAAUGAGAUAUAUACAAUAAACCCUCUCGGAGAAAACUACAUAUAGUUUUAGGUUAUUUAAUCUUUUGUGGAGGUGAUUAUCCAAGGAUUGACAGAUUUUUAUUUAUGUUCUCAAAAGCAAACGUCACAUUCAGAGGUUGUCGCCUUAGAAAAGCGGUCACAAGGAAAGGGUUUACGUUACAUUGCAUGCUUGAUGCCAUUGCCGUAUAGAGGUCCCAAAUCAUACAACGCAAGUAUGAACGACCAACUUGUUAAGUGUAAAACAUGUUUUCUAGAUCGCUGUUUUGGGCUAAUAUUUUUCAUGGAUCGACUCAAACAUCAAAUAAAUAGCAGUAGAAAUCCAGUUUUAAUAUUAAUACGAUACGGUGUUGUCUUAUACUUCAUCUCUCCUUGUCAGUUAGCUCAGGAGGUUUCAAUGUGUUAAACUGCAUAAAUUUGAUGGACUGAUCACUGAAGUUUUUUUUUGUUUUAAUAUCGAUCAUCGCAACAAACCAAGUUGUGUGCACUCCUGAUACAGCAAAUGAAAAAUUAUCAGUUCUUUAUAAUCUAGUAUAGGAACCUUCUUGCCCUGACCAUCUUCCCAAGACGACAGCCUCUAAAAAUUAUCAGUAUUUCUGGUAAUUUGGGUAAACGAUUAGAUAUCAUACUUAAAAAUGACCAUUUCCAAUGAUUGCGGAAAUCAUCUGAAAAAAUGAAAUUAUGCUCUGGUUUCUGUUCGUCAUACGACACAAAACUUCAGUUUGGCUGAUUUAAGAGAAGAGCUCUCCAUUAGUCUUAGACAAGACUUUUAUUUUAAUUUAUUACAACUUUGUCAUCUAUUACGAUAGCCAUUUUACAGAGUGGUGUCCUACCAAAUCGCACAUGAUUAAAUGUUGUCAUUUAUUUUAUUACAAUCAGUCCUGUAAUUUGGAUUUUUUCUGUUUGAAAUUUAAAUUGUUUACUUUUCUCCAGGAAAAUUAAUAUAAUAUAUUCAGAUAGUUCACGUAGUAAUAAUAAUUCAUAUUGAAAUUAAUCUAGCAAUACGUAUCCAUAUUAUCAUAGACAUAUGUGUCAUGAAUGGUUAUCUAAAUUACGAAGAUUAUUUAGAUCGCAUAUGGGUUACGUAAAAAAAUUGUCAAAUAUUUAUUGCACACAAAAAAAUUUUCCAUCUUUGCUAGAAUCACUGCGGAAGAUGAAUAAAAUAUAAAAAAACCAAAGGAAAAAAACUUUUAUUGCUUUUUUACCCUAAUUCUUACAAGAAAUUAAUUUUUCAUUCGAUCAUCCAUUCUCCUUUUCAUAUGCCUUCUAGGUCUUAUAAGAAAUGUUUUUGUCUCCUGUUACAUUUUUAAUAUUUUUCUUAUGAUUAACUUUUUUCACUCAUUUUUUUCUUUUUAUGAUUAAACUGAAUCAUGAGAAAAAGGCCUUAAAUUCCACAUUUCAAUAAGAGAAUGGUGAAUUGUAAAACGUAGUUAGUAUUCUCCCCACCAUUGCGAGGGGUUUCUGUACUUCCUUUGUAUAUUUGAAAAUUAAGCAUAGUAUUUGAAAAAUGAUUAUGUAAAUAGUAAAAACACGGUGUGAUCCGAAAGUCUUUCAAUAAUUUCAAAAUUUAUUCUCAAAUGAAAUCAACAACAUAGAAAGGCGCUUUAUAUUCAGUUAUGCACUGUUGCAUGAUAUGCUAUUUGUAUUCAUUUUGCUGAGCUAUGACACACCUAACUGUGAAAUACUGUUUGCACUUUGUUGCUAUUUGAUUUCAUUUGAUAACUUAACCUUAGAUAUGUGUUACUAGCCAUUUGAUCUAGUAACUUAAACGUAGGAAUUAAUGGCGUAACUUCUAACGACUGAAAGUGCAUGUUUAUGUUAUGGUACAGGCAUCACAGCUGUUGUAAACAGAAAUCUAAAUACACCGAUUAACAAAAAUUUCAACCUCUUAAUAUUUACGGCAUAGCUAGUCAUGGAAAUACACAAAUGUGUAAGAACUCGUGCGAAUCAUAAAAUUAUUCUUCAGCAACGCAACUGUUUGUAGCAAUUAAAGUGUAACCUACCCACUGCAAAGCUCUCAGAAAUUCAGUAUUUCACGCAACACAAAUAAAUCAAAAAUGAAACAUGAACACAUUUUUUUUUAAAGUUUCUCUGUUAGAAGUGACACAGUCAUAUUAAGACUAACAUGGAGGCAUUAUACGGACUUGUCCCAAUGCGCGAUGGCGAUUUCAUUUUAGGUUAUGCCGUUCUUGCAUGAAGGGAAUAAUGUUUGAAAUUUUAUGCCAUAAACGUUGUGCCUUGAACUUCGAUUGGUUGGUUGACGCCAUGUCUUUGUUUAAUAACGAAAUUGUCCAUGUUACUUGGGAAUCUUGCGCCAUGACAUGAGCACUUCAAAGGUUAGCGAUCCACUAUUUUUCAAAUCGGCUUUGAAAUAGUUAAAAAACACAAAACAAUAAUUUUGCGUAACAAGACCGUAUUUUCUGAACGUAACAAUUAAUUGCUUCAACGGCUACUGUGUGUUUUUUUUUAAUUACCCAGUAAAAUUAUAUUGACAAAGAUUCCUAGAAGAAAAACUGGUUAAAAUUAUUUAAAUUAAAAACAAUUUCUUUCUAAAAAUCAACAUUUUUUUUUGCGUAAAUGCAUUAUCUUAUUUAACUAACCAAUAAUUUUUUAUGCGUUUAUACACUUAAUAUCUCUUCAUAGGAUGCGGAACUGUUAAACAAACAGAGGAAGAAAGAAUUUUCAAAUCGUAUUUCUCCCAAAUACAUUUAGCUACUUUUCAAAUGUAGUUCAAAGUUAAAUCGAAAGACUUUUGAAUCACACUGUGAAACGUUGCCAUUUCAAAUCUUCUGUGCUAGAAAUUGUGAUCUUCUACCUCUCUUUUUCCAUCUCAGAUCUCACUCCUUUCAGCGAACUUCUACUUCUUCGAGGUCGACAGGUAAAUCAGCAACGUGGCGGAAUCUGCAUCUAUUUUCGUUCUCUGUACGCUGACGGUGAGAGGAGGGAAGACUCAUCGAACAGAAUGUGUCAUUGUUACUCUUGUAUAAAAUAAGCAAUCAAACAAACGAAAUGAAUAUUAUCAUUGUGUGCAAAAGAAGCGGCCGGACGUCCGCUUAUGUAUAUCUGCUUGAAAGAGAGAUCCUUGUUUUUACUGUGACAGUUUCUUCAAUAAAUAGAGAAGAACGACA